AUGUCUCCGGCGGCGCUGGGCAAGCGCACUCGAAGUGCUGCGGAAGCUGCUCUCGUCGAGACGCCGAGCAAGAGAAGCCGACAUCACGACGCGUACGCCGUCGGCGGUGGCGACGAAGAAAACGACGAUCCCGACGCCGAGCUUGACUCGCAGGAGGACAAGGUCGUUCAGGAGCUCCCGCGGAAGAGGCAGCGCGCGGCUUCGACGACCAAAGAGAACCCGGUGACGCCUUCGACGCCCCGGCACCGCGAUGCUUUCUCCCGAUACCCCGACACCCCGCGGCAUACGGUCAUGUCGGCCGGCAAGCUCUUCCGGCGCAUGACCCCACAAUCCCCUCUCACGCCGUCGACAAUUCAAACCGUCUACCAGUCGGCGCGUCAGCUCUUUGCGCGCGGCGCGGAACCCGGUCAGCUUAUCGGAAGGGAGUCGGAGCGAAGCCAGCUUGCCGCCUUUCUCGACCGCUGCUCCUCCGACUCUCCCCACGGCUGCCUCUACGUUAGCGGCGCGCCCGGCACGGGCAAGAGCGCAAUGAUCACGGAGAUGACCAAGCAGGGCCCCGAGCGCGCAGGCGUCCGGAGCGCCUUCAUCAACUGCAUGAGCAUCAAGUCAUCCAAGGACCUCUACACCACCCUCCUGGCCGAGCUCGGCUUCGACGGCAACGUGAGCGAGGCCGACGCCGUGUCGGCCCUGCAGCAAGCCUUCUGCCCAAAGUCGAAGCAGCCGUCGGCCGUCUACCAGGUGACGCUCGACGAGAUUGACCACAUUCUGACUAUGGGCCUCGAGAGCCUCUACCGCAUCUUCGAGUGGUCCCUACACGCCAGCUCGCGGCUCGUGCUCAUCGGCAUCGCCAACGCGCUCGACCUCACCGAACGGUUCCUGCCCCGGCUCAAGUCCAAGAAUCUAAAGGCGGACCUCCUGCCCUUCCUGCCCUAUACGGCGGCCCAGGUCAAGAACAUCAUCAUGACGCGGCUCAAGUCCCUGAUGCCGGCCGACAAGCAGAGCUACGUUCCCUUCCUCCACCCGGCCGCCAUUGAGCUCUGCUCCCGCAAGGUGUCGAGCCAGACGGGCGACCUACGCAAAGCCUUUGAGAUUUGCCGGCGGGCCUUGGACCUGAUCGAGGCCGAGACGCGAUGCAAGCACGAGGAGGAGGCGCGGGAGAAGCUGCUGCAGAUGACGCCUUCGAAGAAGCCGCUCGGGGAAAAGGUCAACGGAGCGGCGGCGACGUCGGGGCCGCGAAGCGUCAUGGAGACGAUGACGGCGUCGCUCAAGGCCCUCACGGCCGAGACGGCACCGAGAGCUUCCAUCGGUCACCUCAACAAGGUGACGGCGGCGGCCUUCAGCAACGGCACCAACCAGCGGCUCAAGACGUUGAACCUGCAGCAGAAGGCGGCCCUGUCGGCCCUCGUAGCGUACGAGAACCGGGCGCGAAGCGUGGCCAGGUCGGCGGGCGGGUCGACGGCAUCCAAGUCGCAAUCGCUCGCGCCAACCAUCAAGAUGCUCUUCGACGCCUAUUGCCAGCUGUGCACGCGAGAUUCGCUCCUGCACCCGCUCUCGAGCUCCGAGUUCCGGGAGGUCGUCGGCAGCUUGGAGACGCUCGGGCUCGUCAACACGGUCUUUGGGAAAUCCGGCAGCUUCGGCCUGGCCCAGACGCCGAGCAAGCGGGGUCGCAAGGGCACGGCCGGCAGCGGCGACGACCGACGAAUCGCCAGCUCGGUGAGCGACAAGGACAUGGAGUCGGUCGUCGAUGGCGUCGGCGCGGGCAUCCUGAAGAGCAUUCUCGCCGGCGAGGCCUUGGACUGA
Molecule: messenger RNA, 1800 nt
Organism: Drechmeria coniospora
Lineage: Eukaryota; Fungi; Ascomycota; Sordariomycetes; Hypocreales; Ophiocordycipitaceae
Product: cell division control protein Cdc6
Exons: 2
Coding region: 1-1800 (599 amino acids)
Biological process (GO): cell division; DNA replication initiation; mitotic DNA replication checkpoint signaling
Cellular component (GO): nucleus
Molecular function (GO): DNA replication origin binding
Source: RefSeq, a predicted model, not a curated record